UAAAAAAUCUAUCAACAAAGGUAUAUCAAUUAAAAAACAACACAAGAACUGCAUUGCGUUUUAGUAUAAUAUUAUACAAAAGAUAAUUACUUAUUGCCGUUUAAUAUAUCAUUACGACUUCUUGUAAAUUGUUUAAAAUAUUUCAACUCCCUCGAGAAGAAGAAAAAGAAACGAACUGACGAACUGAUUUUGACAGUAAUAAAAUACCGCAGUUGCGAGAGUGUUGAUAGCAGAAAUUAUUAAAAUCAUACACUUCGUCAAACUUUGUAAGUUAAAUAAUUAACAAAAUAAAAAUUGCCAUGUCUCGAGAUGUAGGAAAGACCGAAUUAACUCCUCCACCACCGCCGAACAUAAGUAAUUACACUCGGACAUUGGAAGACGGUGAUUGGACUUGCAGCAAUUGCUCUAAUGUCAAUUUUGCAAGGAGAAAUGCUUGCAAUCGUUGUAAUAAAGAAAGGGCUCCAUCAGCUUGUAAGAAAAUGAAGUUAGGCCAGGAGAUUGGGAAAGUGGCUGCAGAGAAAAGUCGCGGUUUGUUUAGUGCAGACGAUUGGCAGUGUAACAAAUGUGGUAAUGUAAACUGGGCACGCAGACAGCAGUGCAACGUUUGUAAUGCCCCAAAGUUUGGAGAAGUAGAAGAGAGAACAGGGCUUGGAGGAGGCUAUAAUGAUCGUGGAGUUGUCGAAUAUAAAGAAAGGAACGAUUCAGAUGAUGAAUAUGAUGAAUUUGGACGAAAAAAGAAGAGAAAAAACGCAAGGGAUACCUUGAAAGAUGAGGAGAUUGCGGAGAGAGAGACUAAAAAGAAAAAUGAUGAAAGUAAUCCUCCUGCAGAAUUGGAAGAAGAGGAAGAUGAUGAAGAGGAAGACGGAGAGGAUGAAGACUUGUCAAAAUAUGAUUUGAGUGAUUGGGGUACUGAUGCUGAACUUGAAAAGAAGAAUACACAUUCACGUUCAAGAUCUAGAUCACCAACAGAAAGGAAAUAGGAACUAUUGAAACUUUUGGCUUUUAAAUAUGCUUCAGUUACUGUGUAACUUGAGUUGAAUUAAGCAGAAUUGAAUAUGAUAGAAGAGUGAUUUGAUUCUUUUCAUCAGUUAACAAAUUCCAUUGCACUAUAGCUUCUAAUUCAUGAUUAAAUAAAUAUUAAAUAUGUAUUUUAAGUUUUAAAUGGAGUUACAAGCGCUAAUUAUAACUAUAUGAAAAUGUAAAAUAGGAAAAAUGCAAAUACCAUACAAUAAUCAAAUGUUUCUUA
Messenger RNA from Agrilus planipennis (emerald ash borer), 1246 nucleotides. Its product is annotated as zinc finger Ran-binding domain-containing protein 2. Bases 300 to 980 code for a protein of 226 amino acids. The transcript has a single exon. The record is from RefSeq and is a predicted model, not a curated record. Gene Ontology annotation, biological process: RNA processing. NCBI's taxonomy places the organism in Eukaryota, Metazoa, Arthropoda, Insecta, Coleoptera, Buprestidae. Gene Ontology annotation, molecular function: RNA binding; lipopolysaccharide binding.